GUGGCGGUGGUGGAGGAUUUUACGGCAAUGGACGCAGUAGUACAAACUUUGGUGGAGUCAAAGGAAGUGGUGGGGAAGGAGGAAGAGGAUUUACUCAAGGAGGAGCAGGGGGGCGUGCUCUGUACAAUAAUGCAGUCGGAGGGUUUGGAGGAGGUGGAGGGGGGAGGGACUUGGAGGAGGUGCAGGAGGGGGCGGAGGAUAUUCUGGAGGAGCAUCAGGGGCUAGUCAUUAUCAUUCAUGCGGAGGAGGAGGAGGGUCGUACAAUAUCGGCAAGAAUCAAGAGAACAAGGAGGGAUUCCGCGCAAGUGGUCAUGGUUAUGUCGAAAUAA
Molecule: messenger RNA, 329 nt
Organism: Paramuricea clavata
Lineage: Eukaryota; Metazoa; Cnidaria; Anthozoa; Malacalcyonacea; Plexauridae
Source: the annotation of a GenBank genome assembly